This is a messenger RNA of Lachancea dasiensis, 2817 nucleotides long. The record is from the annotation of a GenBank genome assembly. NCBI's taxonomy places the organism in Eukaryota, Fungi, Ascomycota, Saccharomycetes, Saccharomycetales, Saccharomycetaceae.
AUGGAAGAGGAGCUAUACGAUGAGUUUGGAAACUUGAUAGGAGCAGAAUCGGAUGAUUCGAUAUCUGAUGAGGAGCAACAGGAUCUUCUGGUUGAAGAACCGGAGGAAUUGGAGCACGACGGGCUAAAUUCAACAGCACUAGCUGUCAGGAAUAAUCUGGAUGAUGCAUUUUCAGAUGAUGUGGAGGUUUUGGUCGAAACUGAAGACCGGCAAACCAUUGAACGUCCUUUGGUGGAGCCGAGUGAGGCCGCUCGAGACGACACUGCUGUGUACACUAAAGCGGUCGAAAAUAUUCCGCGAGCUUCUUACGAUAUGGAGUACCUGAAAUCGUUGCUCAAAAUACCAGAAAGGAUAAAAAAUGUUGCUGUACUGGGUGCACUGCAAUCUGGGAAAACCUCGCUUAUAGAUAUGUUAGUGUCUGAGGCACACGAAAAGAUCCCUAACAUAUCGAAAUUGGUACGAAAGGGGUGGAAACCGCUCAAGUACCUGGAUAACACAAAGCUCGAGAUCGAGCGAGGUCUAAGUUGCAAGCUUAACGGCUUUACUUUCCUAGGCAGUGAUCUUCAAAGCAAAUCGGUGGCUAUCACGAUGCUCGAUAGCCCUGGGCAUGUUAAUUUCAUUGAUGAGGUUACAGUGGCCACGGCGGCAUCAGACUCGUGCCUCAUAGUUAUUGAUGUGGUAGAAGGUGUGACAGCGAUGGUCCAGCAAUUGAUAAAACUGGCGCUCAAUUUGAAGCAGAGGAUAGUAUUCGUCAUAAACAAAAUUGACCGAUUGAUACUGGAAUUGAAGCUACCGCCUCGGGAUUCCUAUUUAAAACUGGCACAUUUAGUCAAGCAGAUCCAAAAAGUCGCAGGUUAUCACUACUCUCCAGAAAAAGAUAAUAUAUUAUUCGCAUCAGCUAAAUUAGGCUUUACAUUCAGCAUCAGCGAGUUCGUUUUGUACAACUACUCGGGGCAGCUAGAUGAUAAUCAGAUGCGCGGAUUGGUAGAAAGGCUAUGGGGUAAUGUUUACUUUCAGUCGGGAAAGUUCUCAUCCCAAAAGAACGAAAAAAUGAUGCCGACUUUCUGCGAGUUUGUACUAGUGCCCUUGUACAAAAUCUUUGCACAUACUCUUUCUGGUGAUCCAAAGAAGUUGGCAUUGACAUUGAAACGUCACUUCGAUGUGGAUUUGGAUCAAGAGGAUUUAAAUGAAGAUCCACAGCCGCUUUUGCGAAAGGUGCUGGGUCUGGUAUUUCGUUUGCAAAAAGGGCUCAUCCACAGUAUUAAUAAUUUGACAUCUUCUGCACAUGAAAUGAAUAGCGUUAAGUUGGCUCAUCAGGGCUUUCCCAUUCAAAGUGAAUCAUUUUUGGCUCAUGUGAUAAAACUCAUGGAUUAUUGUGGGGACAUUUGGGCUCUGGUCAGAGUUUAUCAGGGAAGAAUAAAGGUUCAUGAUACCUUUAGAGCAAUAGAUGCGGGUACGGCUAACGAUGAAGACGUUCACCAAUGUAUAAUUAAGGGUAUUGGUAUCAUCGGCGGUAGAUACAUUUUACCCGUGGACGAAGCUAAUGAAGGUCAAAUCAUUCUCAUAAAUGGAAUAGAUAAAUUUUUCACUAAGUCGGGCACCAUAACAAACUCUACGACCGCUUCUUUCCCCCCAAUUAACUAUCUGAAUGAACCUGUCUUCAAAAUUGUCCUGAAAGCUUUAAACCCAAGAGAACUUCCAUUGAUGGUAGAGGGGUUAAACAAAAUAAAUAAGCUUUACCCUGGAAUGAUAACAUGUGUGGAAGAAAGUGGUGAAACCAUCGUGUUAGGUACUGGGGAACUUUACCUGGAUUGCUUACUCUAUGAUCUCAGAACCAAUUACGCCAAAAUAGAAAUUCAAGUCUCGAAUCCUCUAGUAAAGUUUGCUGAAAGCUGUAUGGGAGAGUCAUUUGCGUCUAUUCCUGUGAGUAAUGCUAACGAAACGCUGACUGUAAGCAUGGGCGCGCAAGUUUUGGAAACUGACUUGGUAAACGACAUAUCCAAUGGCGUUAUUCCUGACACUGAGACUGAAAAUUUGCCAUGGCUGUCUAAAAUGCUGCGUAAAAGUUAUCACUGGGAUUCUCUAGCGGCAAGAAACGUGUGGGGGAUGCACAAAGGAAAUACACUGGUCAACGACACUUUGCCCGAUGAUGUUGACCAAGAAUUACUCUCAGAUCUCAAGGACUCAAUCUACCAGGGCUUCGAGUGGGCAAUAAGAGAAGGCCCUCUGGCCGAGGAGCCCAUCUUUGGGGUAAACUUUCGAAUUUUGAAUUUUUCGAUCGAUGGUGAUAUCCCAAUGGGCCAGUUAAUCUCCCUUGUGCGAAAAGCAUGUUACGUGGCUUUUUUGACCGCCGAACCAGCUCUUUUAGAGCCUAUUUACGAGGUGAAUGUUUUGGCUCACGAUCUUCUGACAGAUGUCGUCGAGGAACUUUUUGCAAAAAGACGUGGGGGUCGUAUUUAUAAACGCUUAAAAAUUCCUGCAACUCCAUUAGUCGAAAUACGGGGCUGUAUUCCUGUUAUUGACUCUAUAGGUUUUGAGACAGAUCUGCGCCUAGCGACGAACGGUGAAGCCAUGUGCCAAUUGCAUUUUUGCAAGAAAACAUGGCGUAAGGUCCCCGGGAACGUGAUGGACGAAAACGCGGCCAUUCCCAAGUUAAAAUCAGCACCCCCAGAGAGCAUGAGCCGCGACUUCGUGAUGAAAACUAGGCGUCGGAAGGGACUUUCGUCGGAUGGCUACGCAACACAAGAUGGCCCCUCGUUGGAACGCUAUAUUGACGCCGACCUAUUUCAAAAAUUGAAGGAGAAACAGCUUCUUUAA